This is a messenger RNA of Cordyceps militaris CM01, 1071 nucleotides long. Its product is annotated as dihydroorotase, homodimeric type. Gene Ontology annotation, molecular function: dihydroorotase activity. The record is from RefSeq and is a predicted model, not a curated record. Bases 1 to 1071 code for a protein of 356 amino acids. Gene Ontology annotation, biological process: 'de novo' pyrimidine nucleobase biosynthetic process; pyrimidine nucleotide biosynthetic process. Gene Ontology annotation, cellular component: cytoplasm. Lineage: Eukaryota; Fungi; Ascomycota; Sordariomycetes; Hypocreales; Cordycipitaceae. The transcript is spliced from 5 exons.
AUGGAUCUACGAAACAUCCAGCGGAUCGAGCUGCCCGCUACGGCGGACAUGCACGUCCACCUGCGCCAGGGUGACAUGAUGGAGCUGGUUGCCCCGACCCUGACCGCCGGCGGCGUUGACACGGCCUUUGUUAUGCCCAAUCUGGUUCCUCCCGUGACCACAGUUGAGAUGGCGCUCGAGUAUAAGCAGAAGCUCCUCGCUGUCAACCCCCGCGUCAACUACCUCAUGUCGCUCUUCCUGCACCAGACCGUGACGCCAGACGUGAUUGACCAAGCCGCGGCGGCGGGCAUCACCGGCGUCAAGCUCUACCCGCAAGGCGCGACGACCAACUCGGAUAAUGGCGUGGCCGACCUCACGGCCUUUUACGACACCUUUGCGGCUAUGGAACGUGCCGACAUGGUGCUCAACCUGCACGGCGAGGCCCUCGAGGCGCUCGCACCCGCCGGCCUGACUCUCGAGGAGGCCUUCCUGCCCACGCUGACGAGCCUGCACGCGCGCUUCCCCAAGCUGCGCAUCAUUCUUGAGCACUGCACCACGGCGGCCGCGGUCGAGGCUGUCAAGGCCUGCGGACCCAACGUCGGCGCCACCAUUACCGCGCAUCACCUGUAUCUUACCGAGGCCGACGCCUGCUGCGACCCCUUUGCGUUUUGCAAGCCCAUCCCCAAGAAGCCUCUCGACCGCGACGCGCUGCUCCAAGCCGCCAUGAGCGGCAACCCCAAGUUCUUCUUCGGAAGCGACAGUGCCCCCCACCCCAUCCAGAACAAGACGGCGGCGGCAGAGGGUAAGGCCCCCGCGGGUGUCUUCACGCAGCCGUUUGUCACGCAGCUCGUCGUGCGUGCGCUGCAAGAGGGCCUCGAGCGCGGCGUGCUGCGCGACGCGGACGUGACCCAGGAGAGGCUAGAAAACUUCCUUAGCCAUAACGGGCGCGCGUUUUAUAAGCUGCCGCCCGCGACGGCGCGCCGCAUCGUGCUCGAGAAGAAGGAGACUAUCCCGACGAGUGUUAGUAGCGCGACGGUGGAGGUGGGCAACUCGCGCCAUGGCGAUGAGGUCUUUGCCCUGCGGUGGCUGUGA